Messenger RNA from Exophiala xenobiotica, 1634 nucleotides. RefSeq lists its product as uncharacterized. The transcript has 5 exons. Lineage: Eukaryota; Fungi; Ascomycota; Eurotiomycetes; Chaetothyriales; Herpotrichiellaceae. Gene Ontology annotation, biological process: macroautophagy. The record is from RefSeq and is a predicted model, not a curated record. Bases 48 to 1421 code for a protein of 457 amino acids. Gene Ontology annotation, cellular component: fungal-type vacuole membrane.
CACAAAGCCAUGUCUCUGGUCCUAUUCGUGCCUAACGAGCAGUCACCAUGUUGUCGUGCGCGGUAGCAUUUGCCUUCCUCAGCUUUAUUGUUGGCUGCUUCGCCGCAGAUCAGGACAUCCUUACGAUCCUCAACCAACAGAGCGGCGUAUCAACGUUUAUUUCCCUGCUCGAACAAUUUCCUGAUUUGGUCGAUACAUUGAAUGGAGGGUCUUUCAGUGUCCUCGCACCGAACGAUAAAGCGAUAGCGGCCUUCGCAGAUGCCAAUCCUUAUGUGACCUCGCAAGAAGACGCGGUACUAGCCUUGUUGCAAUAUCACUGUGUCAAUGGCACCCACCCCUCAGCUGGUUUCGGUCUUCAGCCGCUAUUUGCCCCAACCCUUCUCACCAACUCAAGCUAUACCAACGUGACGGGAGGACAAGUGGUGGACAUAACGUCGCAAGAUGGCACACCCACAAUUCUGACCGGAGUCAAGGCUGCGUCGCAUCUCGUCGAAGCUGAUAUCUUCUACCUCGGCGGACUCAUCCAUAUUAUCGAUGCGGUGUUGACCAUACCACUUUCGUUACCAGCAACAAUCACGAAAGCCGGGCUAACCGAUCUCAUUGCCUUGUUGAACAAGGGAGGAUAUUUGACACCAGACUCGCCAGCCGUGACUAUCGUAAAUACCCUUUCCGACCUUACAGUAUGGGGCCCAAACAAUCCCCAGUUUGGCGCAUCAUUCACUGGCUGGGACGGUCUGUCCAACGCCGACAAACUUGAGAUAUUCGAGUACAGUAUCACUCAAGGACAGGUCGUUUAUUCAUCAGAUUUCAAAAACAAUUCUGAGCUUCUGACCCUGGACAAACUAUCUUUGACAAUGACAAACACAAGUGGUGCGUUCUACGUCGACACUUCCAAAAUCACAACCUCAGACUAUCUUGUCUCCAAUGGCGUGCUGCAAAUUCUUGACAGUCCCUUGAACCCCAACACCACCGGUCAACGCCCAGCCUCUCUCCCUUCCGUUUCGAGCGGCGGAUCCAGCGGGCUCAGCGCUACUGCUGGAGCAGGAAUUGGCAUCGCCAUCGGUGCCGUCGUUCUUGGCGGUGCCCUUGCGACAGCCCUGUACAUACGGACAAAGCGUCGUCGACGAGGACAAAUGGGCGAAAGGCAGAUGCUCGACGGCGAGUCUCGAGAGCGCGUUGUAUAUCGUUCCGAUCCCAGUGAACCUCCCCCAACAUACGAACUUGAUACAAAGUCAAUACGUGGAGGUCGAGAUGGCGGUAGGAAUGGUGGUGGAGGUGGUACCACCACACACGUCUUCGAAGUUCAUCAUCCUCCGAAGCCGCCCUCACCACUGGAGAUCGAUGGCACAGAAAGAAGUCGGAUCAGUAUCACGAUUCAAGGCAGUCCUCCACGACAUCUGGGCUUCCAAGCACGAUACUGAUGACGAUUCUCAUAUACAUGCCCAUACGCACUGACGGAGGAAAAGGCCCUCGAAUUACGAGGACAGUUUGUUAGACUCCCGGUGCUUUGAUGUUGACGUCCCAGAUAAUGAACAUUCUUCUACCCUGUUCGGCGUUGGUGGGAGGUCGGUGGGUCUAUUUGAGGACCUGCACAAAGCUGUACCAGCAUAUUGUACAAGAAAGUUUAUUCAGCU